AUGUCGAGCGGAGCCCCUUCCAACAGCGCACGCCGGCCCUCAAUCGACCAGCCCCUGCCAAUAGCAUCGUCUUCUCAGACUCAUGGCGGCAACAUGAUCGCACAAGACUCCGCUGUACUCUCGCCGUCGAUGCAGGCACAACCAGGAACCUCUCUGCAUGUCUGUCUUCCGCCCAACUUUCCUCAACCAGUGCAGACCUCCUUCUCCCCGCCUGCGAGCCGCAACGUCUCCAACGCCACCAUCGUCAACCCUUUCACCAGUCCUUCUAUAGCGCAGUUGCUCUCGCCACCACUACCACCGCAAAGCAACCACACAAGCACAUUUUCUUCAACCUACCUUGCAGGUCCUUCCUCGUCAGCCUCGGCUGCAGCAUCCAACAGCGUUGGCGCUUCCCCCACCAAAACUCUCGGUUCCCGAUCGCCGGUAGCAGCGACAAUACCCUUGCCAUCCGCAUCGCUGAACCCAAAUGCGCCCUUUUCUCCGCCAGAAACGUACACGUAUAGUCGCGCACCCAUCAAACGCGAGAGCCCAGGCACAAUGAGCGCAAGGAGCACGCCGGGUCGGUCCUUGACUUUGCAUCAAGACGAUGUCCUCGGGCGCGAGUUUGCCGACGCUUCUCGCAAUGAUUUCGAGCUCAACCUCCCUCCAGCCAUGAUCAGCUCCGGUCGCAAGGCCAGUGUCAGCAUGCAUCUCUUCAAGGAGACCUCGUCCAAAUCAUCCAAUUCUGCUAUCUCAUCCAGUCGAGAGCGUCCAGUCAUCGAAGAGAACGAGGGGGACGAUCCAGCCGUCACUCGCAAGCCUGUGCGCUCGAGUACCAUGUUCGCGCCCUCGCAACGCACACACAAGACGCCUUCCUCCGGCAGCCGGCAAAGAACCGACGCUGCUUUUGCGCCUGCAUCCUCGUCAUCCUUCUUGUCCAGCAAAGAGGCUGUCUUGGAUCCUCUGCGUCCAGCAACGCCUUCUCUUUUCCUUUCGCAAGGCGGUGAGGCCAUCUCACAAGCAGACAUGGACACAGCAUCGAACGCUAGCGCGCCUCUGCUCACCACGACCUCGAACGAAGCAUCCUCACGCGAGCGCCUGCCGCGCCGCUCGCAAACCAUCUCGUCGCCCGGAAAAGUCGCUGCUGACAUCGACGCGCGAUAUCUUCUCGAUCCCUCAUCCCUCGAACCUUUAGACUCGCGCCCUAUACCCAUCUCGCGGCCUCGAACACUGCCAAAGUCUCCAGCCUCGCCCAGGAAGGUGCCUCCGAGUCCGAACCGGCCUUCGGCUGGUCGUCAGGACACCUCUGGCGCAACAGAAAAUGCCAAAGCGGACUCGGCGAUGUCCAACCUGCAGCGUCAUUCUUCCGUCCCAGAGACCGAAUGGACAGGAGCAGGGUGGCCAGGCAAGCUGGGAAUGACACGUAGGCGCAGUCUCGAUGAGAGAGCGCAGAGCUCUUCCGACUACGAGGAGGAUGGCGAGGAUCAGCUCGACGACUCGUUCGAGAUGGUCGAGACAGGCGAUGAGAUGAUGGGUGAUGACGGCACGGAUGCGUACAUCGACAUGACCAGCUCCGAAGACGAAGCAGGCAGGCCCGACUUUGAUCACGAUGCUGCAGACGAAGACGAUUUGCAGAUGAGCGGCUCCGAGUGGGAAGCUGGAGCCAGCGCUGGCCUGCCAGCCAAGCGUCGCGCCGGGAUCAAGCUCGAUUCCGACUCGGCUGUGCGACGUUCUCGCUUGACGUCUCGAUCACGAACGGCAUCGUCGAACGAACUGCCCGCCGUCGUCCAACUUCAACCGUAUCACAAUCAGGUAGGCGGUCACAACUCGAUCUUCCAAUUCUCCAAACGCGCCGUCUGCAAGCCCCUGGUGGGCAGAGAGAACGAGUUCUACGAGGCCGUCGAAAAGGAACAUCCCGUCCUUCUGUCGUUUAUUCCGCAAUACUUGGGAGUCCUCAACGUGACUUAUCGACACGUCGACUCGGCGCAGCACGAUGCCGAGGGUCAAUCGGUGACCAUCGAUGAUGUUGCGAACGCAGCUCUGUCACAGACAACGUCUGGGCAGAACAACGAAGGAAGCCUCGCACGAGACACUGGAGCAGAGCAGGUCGACUGCGCUUCAACGGAGAACGAUCGUCCGGAGCGACAGAGAACGGAUUCACAGGGAGGCGGUCGUGUUCGCCGCAAAGUGUUCGAAGGUCAGGAGGAUUGGGGCAAGGAAAUCCCAGAAGUCUCGCUGGACCUGAACAGGCAUAUCGUCCCAGAAUGGAUUCUGCGUCGAUGCAACCUUGCGCCACGAACCCCAGAGCCCGUCAAUGCUUCUCUGGACAAAGGAUCUCGCAGCCGAAGUCAUUCAAGGAGUCGGGGCUCCAGUCCUUUGCGGCCGCGUCGCGCUGCCUCUUCCCUAGAGCGCAUGCAGCGUGCAGUCCACAACGCAGAUGCGCAGCUGCACAGCGACACCAGCCCUAGCCGCAGAAAUCGCUCCCGGCUAGCUUCCAUCGAGGGGACAGCACAACACCUGGAAGAGGACGCAGCAAGCCCUGUACAAGACGCCGAGGGAGUACUCAGUUCUAGUCCGUUGACGCCUGCCGUCUCUCCUGAUGCAUCGCCUAGGUCCUCCCGCUCGCUUGUCCACGGAGCAGAAUGGGGCGGUCGCGACUCUGAUCGUGACUCCGGUCGAUUGCUCUCGUCCAGCUUCGGUCGUACGACCUCUGGUCUAGGUCCUCUGUCGCGUUCGCGCAGCCCGGCCAUCAGUGCUCUCAGCAUGACUAGUCGCACGCCCUCGCAAGCAUCGCAAGUGUCGCAACCAGUCGUCAACAGCGCGUACCAGACUCAGCAGACGUUGAACGGCAUUCACGGUCGUGGCAUCACCACCGUCAAUCGCAGGCUGCAAGAGCAGGUAUUGCGCGAGGUGUUCAGCAGUCCGAUGCUCAAAGACGGCCUGGACUCGCGCUACGAGUCGAGCGCCAAGCGGAAUGCCCGUAAGAACCGACGACGCUUGGCCAAGGCAUGGGAGGAAAGCGAAGAGGGUGAGCGACUCCGCAUCACACGCAAUCUUGGCCCUUCGGAACCUCGGUCUCGGGACACGCUGGCAGUGGCAGCGAUUCGAGGAGGUCUGCAUACGCCUGACCCGAUCGUCAGCGGAAGGCUGAGCGCCGCCAGCGAGUUCGUACCUACAGCCUCGUCUUCGCCGGUCCAUUAUCGAGGUCAAGCACGACAUCCAUCCACGCCACCUCGCACGCCGCCAUUCGGACCGAGCAGCAUCACACUCCCCUCCUCGGUGACAUCGAGCAAGCCCGCGACGACCAUUAAGGAAAACUUGCCAAGUGCCGCGCUGUCCGGUGCCUCCAAUGAAGAGGUCUUGAUGCAACACCCGCGACGCACCCUCAGCGAUGUUGCGUUGUCGUUGAAACCGAAGACAUCGAUCUCGGUUCCCAGCAAUCUCGGACUGUCGCAUGUCAGUGCAGAAGAGGCAGCGCUGCCGUCGACAGAUCUCGACGGGGAGAUGCAGACGCUCAAGCUUUCCGAAGAGCCAGAGUCCAUUGGUCAAACCAACGACAAACAGACGACCGCACAAGGAGCAGCGGAGACGGUCCCAGCCGCUUCAGCGCAAUCAGACGACGCGGACAAUGCCGAAGCCCGUGCGUCAGCAGACAGCGCCUGCCAAACGCGCCAGGAGCAAUUCCUUUUGAUGGAGGAUCUGACGGGACGUCUCAAGUCACCCUGCGUACUGGACCUCAAGAUGGGCACGCGCCAGUACGGUCUCGACGCCACCGAUGCCAAGAAGAAGAGUCAGACGAAGAAGUGUGACAAGACCACUUCACGUAGUCACGGAGUCCGCAUUUGCGGCAUGCAGGUGUACGAUUGCACGCACGACUCGUUCAUCUUCCAAGACAAGUACUUUGGACGCAAGGUGCUGCCUGCCGAGUUCCCGGACGCGCUGGCACGCUUCUUCUUUGACGGCAGCAAGAUCCUGAUGCACCACGUGCCGCUGAUCCUGCAAAAGAUCUACCACCUGGCUCGGAUCAUCUGGGGUUUGCGAGGGUAUCGAUUCUACGCGAGCAGUCUGCUGUUCAUCUAUGACGGCGAUUGCGAGACGCAGCGGAAGCUGGAGGAUGAGUUUGAUCGACGUUGCUCGAGGGGUCUUGGUGGCACGGUGGCUCCGAGUCAGAUGAUCCUGGAGGCCGGCCCCAACGCACAACCCGCUUCGUCGUCGUCGCUCCAUCGAGAAGCGGACCUGGUGGACGGUGGAGCGAGCUACAGCAUCGGCUCGAGCCCCUUGCUCGGUCCUCUUGGCGGCAACGGUAAUUCGUCGGAACCGGCCGCUGUUCGCCGUCGUCGCCGAAAGGGCGAGAUCAACAUCCGCAUCAUCGACUUUGCCCACUGCACCACGGGGCACGACUACGACUUUGGCUCCAGCCCGGACGGUGACCAGGAUGCGAUGCACAGGCUGCCCCUCGCCCGCUUCCCACCGAACCUCAUCGACGGUCCGGACAGCGGCUACCUUUUUGGGCUCAGGAAUCUGGCGGCCAGCUUUGAGAAGAUCUGGGAGACGGAGCGCAAACGUCGACGAAAGGUGCGCGAGGAGAAGACGACGACGACGGACGAAGAUGGGUCGUUCCUUGGCGAUCUGGGCGAUCUGCAGGUGCCAGGAGGUGAGGUGUUUGACGAGAUCUUUGGGACUGGCCCGCACGGGCUCGAUGGGUACGUGUCGACGUGA
This is a messenger RNA of Kalmanozyma brasiliensis GHG001, 4698 nucleotides long. RefSeq names its product Inositol polyphosphate kinase. The transcript has a single exon. The record is from RefSeq and is a predicted model, not a curated record. NCBI's taxonomy places the organism in Eukaryota, Fungi, Basidiomycota, Ustilaginomycetes, Ustilaginales. Bases 1 to 4698 code for a protein of 1565 amino acids. Gene Ontology annotation, molecular function: inositol hexakisphosphate kinase activity. Gene Ontology annotation, cellular component: nucleus; cytoplasm. Gene Ontology annotation, biological process: phosphatidylinositol phosphate biosynthetic process; inositol phosphate biosynthetic process.